Ectocarpus siliculosus is the source of this 11733-nucleotide messenger RNA. Lineage: Eukaryota; Phaeophyceae; Ectocarpales; Ectocarpaceae. The record is from the annotation of a GenBank genome assembly.
AUGGCGAAGUCGCUCCUGCUCAACGCGCUGCAUGACGCGCUGUCGGACUAUGUGGUUGGACUUUCGCCCGAGCGCCUCAAGGUCGGGGUGUGGUCGGGCAAGAUCGUGCUGGAUGAGCUGCAGGUGGAUAUCCCGUGGGCACACCUGGGGAGCAGGCCAGUCAAGGUUCUCCUGCAAGGCGUCAGCGUGUUGGUGGGUCCGGUGGAUCGGAACUCUUGGGGGGACCUCGAGGUGCGAGAGAGGCGUCUUGGCAUCAAGAGGGCCGCCCUCGAGAAGGCGGAGAAGGAGGAGGAGGAGAAGCGCAAGCACGGGGGGAAGGGGAACGACGACGAUAAGAAGGGAUUCGUGGACAAGCUGGUGCAGCGAAUCGUGGACAACAUCGAGAUCAACGUGGCCGACAUCCACAUCAGGUACGAGGACACGGUGCUGGUGCCGGGGCAAACUGUGUCGGCAGGGGUGUGCCUGGAGUCGUUCGUGGUGACCACCACCGACGAGGACUUCGUGCCGCAGUUCGUUGACCGCACGGGUUCGGGAGGCCAGCACACCAAGGUACAUAAAAUGGCCCGUGUGGAAGGCUUCUCAGUGUACUGGCGAAUCGACGACAAGGAGAGGUUCGCGUUGCUUCCCACGGAAAGGAGGAGCAGUGCGCUUCGGGAUUUCGUGGCGCAGCAGGCGGUAGCCCCGGCGGGGGACAGCGGGGGCGGGUUGGAGAGGGGAGACCUGAUUCGUCCGACCGGCGCCGUUCUCAAGUUCGUCCACUCCGACGACCCUGAUGACAAGACGGGGCCCAAGUUCGAGGCUUCGUUUGAAAUGGACGACGUCAAGAUGGACUUCCGCGCGGAGCAGUACGAACAGGCGCUCUCCCUGAAGGACUCCGCAGCGGCCCUCGCCAACUGGCAGAUGUUCUUCCCCUACCGCCCCAAGACUACCCCGAAGGAGGACCCUAGGGCUUGGUGGAGGUAUGCGUUCGUGUGCGUCAGGGGAAAGCCGGACGGCUGGACGAACUUGAACAAGGUGCUCAUGUCAAGGAAAUCGUACCUCCCUCUGUUCGAGAAGCUGACUGCCGCUGCGAACAAGCACGGAAAGUCUUCGUCCAAGCGGCAUCUGUCGCCGCUCACCGAGCAGGAGCAGUGCAGGCUUGACGAGCUCGAGGAGGAGCUGCCCCUGCAGGCCAUCGUCAUGUUCCGGACAAUGGCGAGGAAAGAGCUCAAGCGCAAGCGAGACGAAGAGAAGGCCAAACGAGGGGAACAUGACAAGGAGAGUGAUGACAAGAAGGGCGGGGGGUGGUGGAGCAACCUUUGGGGAGGCGACGACGGCGACGAUACCCCCGUACAGGAAGAGGGCGACGUGGCGAUCAAGGACCUCUCGAAAGGCAUCGACGACGACGCGGAAUCCAAGAAGGUGCCCCCCGACUACCUCCAGGUGCGGCUGACCGUUCGCCCUCACGGGUCGAUGAGGCUGUACGGGCGGCGCGAUCUGCCUUUGGUGGAGGCCUCGAUGGCCGCCUCGGCCACGGUGGAGCUGCGGGAAGACGCCUCGAUGGCGUUCAGCUUCCGCCUUUCCCAGCUGGACGUCCUCGAUCUCUUCACCCAAGGAGCAGUGUUCCACCACAUGCUCAAGGUCGGCGGCCAAGACGAGACUGCCGAGACCGAUACCCCGGGACUUGUGAAGGCCAGAGCGAAGGUCGCCGCCACCGUCGCUGUUGGAGCAAUCGGGGCAAUCAAGACCGGGAAACCGGACCAUUCGGCGGGGCAGGAGGUGGGAGAGGGAAAUAUCCUGGCCUGCGUGAACGUGUCCAUGACCAAGACCACGCUGGCGGUGGCUAUCUGUGCGCUGCCUACCGACGUCGCGUACAACAGGGAAGUCGUGGACGCGGUCGUGAGCGUGUUCAGCGCCCGCCAGGCGGAGACGGAGGCGGCCAAGUCCAGCGCCUCCAAGGGGCUGGAGGCUGCACAGCAGAAGACCAAAGAGCUGGCGACCCUGGCGAUCACCAUCUCCCUGGACGUGGCGGCACCCAGGGUCGUCGUUCCUGUGUCAUCCUCCCGUGACAGCGGCUUCGUGCUCCUGGAUAUGGGUCACAUGCUGGUCGCAGGGGGCACCGUGGAUGGCGGGGGCAUGGCGUACACGGCCGAGCUCAGCGACAUGAACGUCAGGCUCCCCGCUAAGAAGGCGCUGCUGGUCAAGGGGACCGAAGACGCAGUGGUCGAACCGUUCAAGAUCAAGGUGGACGCAGCCAUGGGCGGAGGGGUUUCCAAGCCUGGGAUGGCGGUGGCGGUGGAGGUGAUGCCCGGGGUGAAGGGCGUCAUGUCCCCGGCGAAAAUCCGCGGCCUGUUUCGCGUGCUGGACUACGUCACCAAGGCCGACCUAAAGGCGGAGGGUGGCCCAGGCGAACCGCCGGUGGGUCUUGCUGCACCCAAUACUGCCCCAGGGGGCGGGAGGGUAGGGGUCGAGCGGAUGGGAGACGAAGGGCUGGUGGCGUUGGAGGGGAGCGAUGGCACAGAGGAGGACGGGGACGAAGUUGCCAAGCCAGAGCCGCAGGUGGCAAUGGAGCUGCACAUGAAGCUCCCCACGAUCGCGCUGCUGAUGGUCGAAGACGAUAAGGAUGCCGUGAACAAGGAUAGCGGAUUGCUCAUGGAGGCGGCUGGCAUGUCAAUGGAUGUCAAGACCACCAAGCGCGACAUGACUGUACAGCUCCACCUGGAUGCCGUGACGGUUGAGGACAGGGCCCGGCCGGACGACUCUCCGUUCAGGUACAUGAUCCACUCUACACCGGACGAGACGUCUCACGGCGGUCUGAUACAUAUCACGUAUUGGACCUCCACGGGAGGGGUGGCCCUUGUGCCGCCGGCGUCGAUCGUGGACACGAACCAAAGGGAGUACGACAUGGUCGUGGAUGCUCGGUUCAGCACGCUGCAGAUGGCACUCGACAGGGAAUCUGUCGUCAAGGCCACCCCGUUCUACAAGUCGGUGACGAGGCAGGACAGGGACCAAGACCAGGCAGUUGCGGCGGGGACGACGGGCGGUGGUGGUGGCAGGCGUUCCAAGAAGCCGAAGAGCCGGAUAGACGACGCCCGCUCUGUCUUGUCGGCUGGCUCUCGGGUCGUCGGCGUGGCCAAGCGCAUCGCGUCGAAAGACUCCGGGCAGAAGGCCAUGCUCGCCAAGGCUUCGCUCACCUCAGUCCAAUUCGAGCUCGUGCGAUCGAACCCCUGGGAGACCGUGAUGCGGGCGGGUAUCUCGGGCCUGGACGCGAGCUUCAGUGCCAACGAGGAAGGGGGGCGCGCUAUGAACGCAGCGGUGACCCUCACCGACAUCCUUCUCACGGACGUCCGCCCUGAAGCGAAGGACAACGCAUACAAGAUGAUUCUUGCACCCUUGGUAGCGCUGCCGACAGAAUCAGCGGCAACGGUUUCUCAGGAUGAAGAGGGAGACGACAGCGGAGACAGCCCCGGAAAACGGGCAAGAAGCGAGAAAUCUAGCUCGGCCGAGGCCGAUGUUGGCGAGGGUGGUGAGGAUAGCGCCGAGAGAGGCCCCCUGAUCGCUGUAACGGCGAAGAUGGACAGCGACAGCGGGAACAUGGAUGCGGAGGUUAAACUGGCGAGCUUCGCGUGCAACCUCAUGGUGGAGCCCAUCACGGAAUCCCUGGUGGUGAUGAACGAGGUUAAUGCGGCCCUGAUCAAAAUGUUUGCAACAAAGGCGAAGAGCGACGGCAACGAGAAUGCUGCUGGCGAGAGAGGAGCAUUAGAGGGCGGCGCAAGCGGCCCAGAUUCUACGUGGACGCUUGAUGCGGUGGACGAAGAAGGAGAGUACGAAUCUGAGAUCGCGUCUGCAGCAGCAGACAGCAGUGCUUCAGCGAGGGAGCGGGACGAGGGAAAAGCUCCUGGAUUAAGCUCGUCUACAGAGAUUUCCCCUGGCUACCACGGUGACGCUGAUAAGACGGGAGGAGGCCGGGCACGGGGAGAAAAGGAGUCGGAGGUGGCGGCGUUGUCGUUGACGAUUUGCGCGCGUUUGGAGCUGGACGACUGGAGGAUCAAUCUCAUCGAGGAGCCUUCUAAGGCGAGCAGCAAGGUCGUCGUGCUCCGCGCAAGCUUGAUGGCGUUAUUCACGCGCUCGGUCACCUCGGGGGAAGGAGGGGACAGCACGGAAGACACGCUUCACCUGUCGCUCUUGAAGACCGAGUCUCUGGUCGACAACCCUGCCGUGUCCAGCGGCGGCGUCGUGAGCGCCGACAGGAGGAUCAGCCAAGUGCUAGAGCCCUUUUCCGCAGAAGCGCACGCCACGCUUUUGUCCGCACGGGGAUCACUGCUCUCGGCGAAACUGCACGUGAUGGCCGAGGCUUUCGACGCCCGGCUUUCGUACACAGAUAUGAUGCUGAUAAAGGGAAUCGCGGACCAAGCGACUGCUGCUCCUGAUAAGGCGGCUUCUGCAUCAAAGGCUGAUGCCGAUGGUGCUGGUGACUCGAAGAUCUACCAGGACGGAGCUGGUGAGGAUGGGGAAGUUGGCAACAGAAUCAGCAUUUUGCCUGAGACCUACCAAAACGCAAGCGAUCCGCUGGCUGAGACGAGGGAAGAUGCGCGCGCCGCGGCUGUGAGGGCGGCGGGGAGGGCCGGCAUGCAGCCAUCCACCAUGGCCGCGGUGUCGCUGUCAGCCACCUGCUUGAUGGCCAGGGUGGUGCUCGUGAACGACUACGAGGGGCAGGGUGUACCCGUGCUUAGCUUCUCAUCGCGGCGGCUGAAGGCGGAAGGGAGUGGGUUCAAGGAAGACUUCUCCGUUGAGCUCGGAGGGGUCAUAGAAGUGUCGUUCUUCAACGUAAGGGUGGUGAGAUGGGAGCCCCUGUGCGAACCGUGGCAGCCGGUGCUGACCGCCGCAGUGGGGAUGGACUUCCAGGGGAGACAGACCGUCCAGAUCAAGCUCGCGUGUGAAGAGGUGGUGGUGUUUGACGUUACGGCAGACUUCAUGGAAUCUUUCCUGUCCACUUCCUGGAUGCUCUUCAGCGACGGGGGCGAGAAAGACGACCCCCUGGCGCUCUUGUCGGAGGGAACCGAAGUCGGCGUCGAUGGAGAAGAUGAAGAUAACGGCGUGGAAGGGCUGUCAACGGGAGAAGCUUCGGGGUCGAGUUUCUCUUCGCCCAACCUGUCCGAACCGAAGCAAGUGGAGUGGGCGGAGGGUGCUAUGCCUCUCGAGGGGCUCAAGGAAGGCAACGUGACGCUGAGGAACAGAACGGGGCUCGAACUCGCAGUCGGCACCACAGAUUUCCCCCAGAAGUCGCUCAGGAUGGGGGGCAUCGACACCGUCAGGCUCCCUUUCGACACGCAACGCAAUCGUGCCCGUGCGGGACAGUUCGACCUUCGCGGGAAGGCGGCGUUGGUAGAAUGGGGAGACGAGGACAUGCGGAGCGCAAGGGAGGGCUUGCCGCCCCUACAGGUGGACCGCACCGGCGUGUUCGUGUUUCCGCUCUGUCCGACUAACUCCGUGCCAUCUGGCCACGUCGUGUCGCCCCCCGUUGUGGUGGAGGCGUAUCAGAACCAGCGGUUUAACAUGAUUACCAGGAGGUGGUCGGCGCCGUACUUGCCCGGAGACGGACCAGAGUUCGCGUCAAAGGAUUGGCGCAACGCCUACUCCAGCGAUGAUUCCCAAGAGACUCCCCUGGAUUCUAUCGCUCUACCCGACGAGAAGCAGUGGGAGUGGAGGGACGACUGGCACGUGGACUUCAGCAAGGAGGUUGGCACGGAGAUCGACGCCGCCGGGUGGGAGUACGCCGUCGAGUUCGGGUCGUUCAACCUCAUCGCCAGCAGCCGCACCCGGAGAGAUCUGGACCAGGCGCGAAGACGCAAGUGGAUUCGCACCCGCGCGCCCAAGCCUCUCCCCAUGGAUGACUCGUUCCGCCCGCUGUACCUCGCCUGGGCAGUUGACGUCACGCCGCAGGGCCGCCUCGAAGCAACGAUCCGCUCCACAGUCCAGCUGACGAACAACACUGGCGUGCCCUUGGACAUGAGGGCUCUGUGCUCAGCGUGGAAAACGGAAGAGGAAGAACGCGACGGGGGUGUAUCUGCGCCUGGCUCGCCGUCUUCCGCCAAGGGUCUCGGCAGGCGUUCUCUGGGCCCCAUCGCUCCCGGGUGUACGUUGGACAUCCCCGUCAAGAUGGUGUACGCGAGCCACCUGCAGCUUCGGCCGGUACCAUCUUCCGACGUUUUGACUUCCAUCUCCGCUGGAGGCGGUACAGACACCUCUCGCGACGACUGGGUGUCAUGCCGAGAAGUGGUGGGUGGCGCGGGCGAGAGACAGGGAGCUCCGACGUUGGCCACCAUCAGGCUCGUCGUGCACGCCGAGACCACGGCAGAAGGCUGUGUUGUCAUGAGCAUCCUACCUCCCGUUACCGUGGUGAAUGCCCUCCCUUGCUCCCUGAGCUUCCGCGCAUUGUUGCCAUCGGGGUCGGCGGCGGGGAAAGAGGGGUCGUCAUCGGGCACGGCCCCAGCACACUCGUCGAGAUCGAGGACGCUGGAAGCGGGCAGGAUUCCAACCGCGGAAACGGCUUACCUGCAUACCCUCGAAGUCGGCGACGGCGCCAAGUUUGGCAUCAAGAUCGCGCACCACGAGUGGAGCAACGCAGAGUCUCUACUUCCCCCAACACGAGAGGAGCUGCGGGCGGGAAGCUGGGCCAACCGCGUCGUAUCGUUCAAGCUUCUGUGCUCGCGCGGCAGUGAUGGCGGCGGUGGUGGUGGAGGCAAGCAUGAAUACCUCGAAGUCCGGUGCAAUUUCGAACCGCGAGUUGGGGCAGCAUGCCCGGCGCUGCGGCUUAACGUGUUCUGCACCCACUGGCUCGUGGACCGGUCGGGUCUUCGGCUCGGGUUUGGGGUUUCGGAGAAACGGAGGCUUCCGGUGCCGGUGGUGCGGAGUAAAGCGGCAUUCGGCCACGACGAAGAAGGAAGCGAAGCCGGCGACACGGGCGAGGUGCAGCCACCGCUCCAUGUCCACGUUUCCCUCGUGGAACAAAUGUCCUGUGUCAGCGCCAAGGGUUGUGUCGCGGCCACCGCAACGGUUGGUAGCCCCCUCUACUCCGACCGCGAGUACGUGUUCAAAGAGGACUCGCUGCCGCCCGCGUUCCGCGGAGCAACCAUGAUCCGUACCGCCUGCUCCGAGAAGAACAACGGCAGCCAACACUUCCUCAGGUUCAGGGUGGUGGAGGCCUCGACGGUGCACGUGCUGUUCGAUCGCCGUUGCCCGUCCCCCCCGCGCUGGCUGACGUCCAGGUUCCGCCUUACUGCCGAGCGCGUGCACAUGGCCCACAAGACAAGCAAGGGUAAGGUUGCGGAUUGUCCCUUGGUGGUGUGGAGCCGCAACGUGCCCGCGGGUUCCUGGGUCAACCUCGGCGGGAACAAGGCUAGCAAGGCAGACGCCAUGUACCUGGUAAUCGUCACCGAGGAGGAAGUAGCCGUCUCCACCGAGGCCGUCGCAGCAGCAGGGUCAUCCGCCUCCAGCGGCAUCAAUCGCAAGAUCAGCAGCCGGGAGGAUCUCUUAGAGUCGUGGACCCUCGGCACCGAGGGCCUCGCGCUCUGCAACUCUCCGGAGGAGCGGGUGCGGGUGGCGGUGCCUGAAGGCGCGGGGCGCGGCAUCGACGGCGAGGGCGGAGGCUAUGGUGACGACGGUUUCGGAAGCUUCACGCGGGACGCGUGGUCGGACGAGCUCGAUGUUCCCGGCGGCGCAAACGGAGUGUUCCAUGUCAAGGGCACCCAGGGAGAGAUUUUCGAGCUAGCGCUCCGGGCGGAGGUGUGUCCAGGCACUUUCCGCCGCACCACCCAGGUCACCGUGAUCCCCCGCUACUGCGUGGUCAACCUUCUAAGGGAAGAGAAUAUCUGGCUCAAGGAAGCCGGGGCGCCGGAGGCCAGCGCCGUCUGCAUCCCGCCUGGCGGACGGCUCCCGUGGCACUGGAUGCUGGGGAAGAACAAGCAGUCCGGCGUAAGGGUUCGAACGGAGGGCACGGCCUGGAGCUACGGCGACGUGGUCAUGAACCGCGUCGGCACUACGGCCCUACACAUCCCUUUCUUCGGUGAGGAUGAGGAUCUCGACGGACAGUACAGGGGACAAGCCGGCGGGCCCCCGAUGAAGAUGCCGGAGACGUUUGGCGGGUCCAGCAGCGGCGGGACAAGCGGGAGUGGCGGAGGCAAAGGCGGAGGGCCGACGCGACUCGACAAGCUCGACGGAGAGCAGACGGUGGUGCACAUGGACGUGCAGCUCGCCGACAAGACCUUCGUCGACGAGUACGCUGUGCUCGUAGUUUUCUGGAAGGCCAACGCGCGGUUCGCCCCCAUCUACUCCGCCCGCAACGCGAGCCCAGUCGCCGUGCGUCUCCACCAGGCCGGCGCCGACCGCGAGCAGCGGCAGAUCCUGAGCGAGAAGGCCAUGUGGAAGCUCCCGUCGGGACAGAGGCGCCAGAUAGGGUGGGCCUACCCAGCCUCGCCGCGCUCUCUGCUCAUCUCCGCGGGUAGAGGAACUCGCGCCGUCGAGCUGAGCACCGACACCGUCGGCAACUACGCCAAGAUCCCCACCGGCCUCACCAGGGGUGCCUCCGGCUCUGCCGCCGCCGCCUCCGGCGGCGCCGCUUCUGGCCGUAGCGCAAGCACUGGUGUAACGGGCCCGCCCUUUGUCUGGGCGAGUAUUGUCGUCAAGGGCGCCACCAAGGUCGUCCACAUUUCGCCAAGGCCUCCCCACGGUAGCGGGGCCAGGAAAGGGGGUGGUAACGGUGAAGGCGACGGGAAGCAGCCGGACCAAAACCUCGAAAAGGAGGCCGCGAAUAAGCGCAAGCGCGAGAGCGAGGCGCCGGCGCUGGAGCUUGCCGUCGACAUGCGAGGGUUCGGGUUGAGCCUGAUCGGACCGGUCAACGGUCGCCGCCAAGAGCUGAUUUACGCGCAGAUUUCCGACGUCUGGGCGAAGCUGUCGCGAGACAGGCUGUCGUCUGUGCAAGCGUCGAUCGGCUCUCUCCAGGUAGAUAACUACCUCUCCGACGGCGUCUACCCGGUCCUCGUGGGCAGCAGGAAGGAAGAGGAGUCCUCCUCCGACAGCGGCAAGGGUAGCCAAACGCAGCAAGAGACGCCCUUCCUUCAGGUGUCGAUCAUCAAGGAGGUCAACCAGGCCACCAACACGGCCCACUACGACUACGUCGCCUUCCGGAUGCUUGAGGUGGACAUCAUGGCGGAUCGAGCAACCCUCCUGCACCUGCUAGUAUGGUACAAGCCGGUGCAGGGGUACCUCUUGAUGUGGCGACAGCAGCUCGACAGCCACGCCUGGGUGGCGAAGCGCACGGCGGAGGUGCUGGAGAGGGGUAUGAACGCCGUCCCCGGCGGUUUCGUGGACGUUGAGGAGGUUCGGCGCACCGCCCGCAUCCAGCGGAAGUACUUCAAGACUAUGCGGUUCCACCCCAUCAUUCUGCGACUCAGCUACGCGAGGACCCCCGCGUCCAAUGCGCUCAUGGAGGAAGCCGGGAUGGCCAUCAUCAACAAGAUCCCGAGCAUGGUUAAGAGCAACGUGGACCUGGCGUCCUACCUGGUGGAGGAUGCCUUCGGCUCCGUCAGGGACAUCUCCAAGAACGUCGUUUCGCACUACACGGUGGCAGGCAGCAUGCAGGUGCUCAGCCUCGUGGGGUCCAUGCGCGCCUUGGGCAGUCCGGCGGACCUGAUCAGCAACAUCGGGGGCGGAGCUAAGGCUCUCGUGUACGCGCCGGCGCAGGGUCUGGUGCAAGGGCCGGCCGAAUUCUUCGAGGGGGUUGGUCGCGGCGCCCAGAGUUUUGUCAAAGGCACCGUACACGGGGUUUUCAACUCCGUUGCAGGCGUCGGCGGAGCUGUAACCGACACCGUGUCCAAGCUCACCUUCGACGACGAGUACCAACUCAAGCGCGAGAGAGACAAGAACAAAGCUCUGGCCAACCAGGGCGGCCUCGGGCAAGGGCUUGUCCAGGGGGGCAAGAAUAUCGCGGGGGGGUUCACUUCGGGAGUGUCUGGAGUCUUCACGGAUCCCGUGCGUGGCGCCAAGAAGGGCGGCAUGGGCGGAUUUUUGAAGGGCGUGGGGAAGGGCCUGGUUGGUGCCGUGGUGAAGCCCGUCGUGGGGGUGACCGACUCGGUCAUCUCGGUCGCGCAGGGCAUCUCUAACGAAGCGGAGAACAGUCAUCGGCAGGCCCACCUUCGUCCCCGCCGGGCCUUGACCAAAGACUCGGAAACGGGUCAGCUGGUUCUCAUGGAGUUCUCCAUGGAAGCUGCCGAGGCACAGGCGCUGGUCGAGAGCGGGGUGGAGGGCAAGGGAAGCAGCAGCCGAGACAAGUACGAGUCUCACGCGAGGGUUGGCGACCUCACUAUCAUCUUCGCGAACACCAGGGUGAUCAUGGUCAAGAGGGCCAAGAGUGACCACCUAGGCUCGGCGAAGAUCGUGGACAAACCGGGCGCUGCCAAAGCCUCUCAGAUGGUGUCCAAGAGGUGGGAAGAAGUGGCAUGCGUGGACGUCCAAGACGAGAGGAUCGUCGUCAGGCGUUACGAAGGCGGGGACAUCUCGCUCAAGGCCACCGUGCCCUCCAACAGGGAGGAGCUGUACCGGCAGUUCUACGUGCACCGCAACAAGAUGGGCGACCCGACGGCCAUGCGCACCCCCGAGGAAGUCUUCGGCACCGGCAGCGCUGGGAAUUCCGAAACGGCGGCACCGGUGGUGAUGAGCAUGAGGGCUCACAGCACGGCCGUUCAGGACUCCCUGAACGACUACACAUUCGGAACUGCCAACGACCGGAAGAUCCCGGGACACAAGCUCAGCGACUCUCAGAUCCUUAAUCGGGCAGAGCGGCAACUCCAGUCAGUUGGCGUCGGGAACUGGAACAACCUGGACGACAUUGCCUGGGAACUCGUGCAAAACUGGGAUAACUCCCACAACGGGCUGUGUGCUACCCGCUGCCUGUGCGUGGUUUUCAUCAACGCCUCCGCGUCUACCGUGCAGUUCCGCGAAAUGAGGAGGCGGGACGGGCAAGGCUUCCGUCUUCUGAUGGGUCCCCUCUGCAACGCCGACUCCCAGCAGCUCAUGCCGGGGGGUGUCGCCAUUCUGUUCGCCUGGGGACACUCCUCCACCAACAUCUUGAAGAAAGGAUAUGUGGUGAUGGUGGCGGAGACGACAGCGUUCUCGGGCGUGUUUGCCGUGCAGCGGGAGAAGGUGACAAUGCUGUCCAAGGGCGGCUUCCAGGCCGGCUUCCUCGAGAAGACCAUGCAGGAGUGGUGGAGCAAGCAGGUCGUCGUCAUCAAAUAAAGGGAUCGAGAGACUGCAGUUCGGUCCCAGAGGAGGACAACAUUGACAUUUUGUUUUAUGUGCGUGUUGAGUGUGGGAAGGAGUAGAACCGUCGGGAAGUUGUGGAGCGCGCGCCGAUCGCGGUGGCCGCUGUUUAGUUAUCGGUCUUGAAACCUACAUGUAUAUUAAAGAAGUUGAAAGGUGGCAGUGAGAGGACGCAAAACGUUGCCAACCAGCGGCGACGGAUGGAGCUUCCUUCCAGAAGACGUAAGUUCCACCUGUCAUUUUUUGUUUAGUCAAGCUGGCCUGAUGUUGAGGAGUGAGGAGGAGCAAAAUCGGGUCGUGCGGAUCGAAAACGACCGUUUUUGUCGAAGUUCUUCGGCGUUUUUGUCGAAAGUCUUGGACAAGGGUUUGAUACGAGGGUGAGGCCCAGUGUACGGAUCGUUGCGGACAACGAUUGCAAAAACAUGGUUGGCGACUUGG